GCUGGUAGUAAAUAGUGGAGAGGGGCCCUUCCUGCUCUUUUCCCCGCCAGCCUGGGAGGACUUGAUGCCUUUCCCAUUGCAAACUGAAGAUUUGAUUUUUAAUCUUAAUUUUGUUUUAUUUUUUUUGCAUGCACGCCCCUGGGUCCUUCUUCAGCUCCCCCGACCUUGGCUUUCUCGCUUCUUCUAAGAGGGGAGAGAGAAAAAAAAGCCAUUGGUUCAUCAAGGAGAGACAUUUUUUUUCCAGAUGAUCUGAAUUUUUCCAGGGAGGAACGUGGCAGAUCAACAACAACAACAACAAAAAAUAAUACGUAUCAUCACGGAGGUGGCCCCAAACGUCCUACGGAAUAACCCAUUUCAAAGUGAUGUAAUUAUAGAUCUGAAACCUAGUUUGUGAAGCACUUCUAUUUCAAUAGCCGCCAAAGAGAGAAGAGGGGCGAAGCACCCACUUUGGGAAGUAGAAUGGCUGCCGAGCAGAGAGAUCGGUCGCCCUUGGAUCUCCACUACCAGGCUGGACUGGACCAAGGAGUCAAUCCGGCUAUGAAAAUGGAGGAUGUGGAACCAGCCAGCCUGAAGUCUGAGGCAGAAUGGGAGAGACCAAGAGAAAGCCCGAACAUCGCCCAGAACAGGGCAGAUGGACACAACCUGGAAUGGAGGGGACCUCAACAUAUUAAACAAGAACCGGAGGAUGGCUUGUUGUCGCAUCGCUGGGAAGCCCAAUGGCAGCAGUUCUUAGGGGGUGUCCAGUCUCCCCGUCCAGGAUGGGGGACGAGACAGCUGCCAGGAGCUACGCCGUGGGGGGACAUGAGGGUGCCCGUAACCCAUUUUGAAGGGGUGGCCACUACGGCCGGCCAGCAGCCCCUGGAAAGGCAGUUCUUGCAGCCGCAGCCCUCAGGCUUUGACCAAACAACACAGACGGCCAUCUCGAAGCCACGGAAAGUGAAGGAGGAAAUGGAUGGCGAAGAGGUCCUUAGCCCGGAGCCCCCCUGCCGGCGUUUCCGACAGUUCCUCUACCAGGAGGCUGAGGGGCCCCGCGAGGUCUGCAGCCACCUCUGGGAUCUUGGCCACCAGUGGCUGAAGCCGGAGAGGCACACCAAGGAGGAGAUCCUCGAGCUGGUGAUCCUGGAGCAGUUCCUGGCCGUCCUGCCUCUGGGAAUGGGGACCUGGGUGCGGGAAUGCCAGCCCCACACCUGCGCUCAGGCGGUGGCUCUGGCGGAAGAUUUCCUGCUGAGGCACCAAGAGGAUGGGAGGCAGGAACAGAAGGGUCCAGGGAUGUUCCACGUGGUGACUGUGAAUUUCCCUGACGGCGAGCGGGCGUCGAGCAACACUGCCCAGGGCCCGCUUGGCAGGUUGGUCAAGGAAGAGGCCAGGGAGGAUGAUCACUCAGCAGUUGAUCGGCUGGUGAGUGAAAAAGAGGGUAACGACUGGAAAGAUCCUCAGGAAAUGGAUCCACAUGGGUUGACGUCGCUCCGAGCCCCAGAAGCCGUCGGCAGUUUCGGCAACACAGGGGACACCAAUGAGAGCCACGACAGGCCAAGGGCUUCACAGGAAAACAACCCAGAAGGGACAGAAGGAAACUCUGCCGGAGGAAAGCAGUCGCUGUGUUCAAACUGUGGGGGAGCUUUCAUUCCCGGCUCGGUUCUCCUCGGGCCACAGGGGUUUCCUCUGGGGAUGAAUCCCUACAAAUGCUCCGUGUGUGACAAGAGCUUUGGGCAGAUUACCAAACUCAUCGCCCACGAGAGGCUGCACACGGGGGACUGGCCGUACAAGUGCUCCUUUUGCGGGAAGAGCUUCAACCGGAACUCGGACGUCUCCCGGCACGAGAGGAUCCACACCGGCGAGAAGCCGUUCAAAUGUACCACGUGCGAGAAAUGCUUCAGCCAGCGGUCCAAGCUGAUCGUCCACGAGAGGUUCCACACGGGAGACAAGCCCCACACGUGCUCUUAUUGCGGAAGGAGCUUCCACCAGAGGUCGGACCUCGUGAAACACGAGCGGAUCCACACGGGAGAGAAGCCGUACAAGUGCUCGGAUUGCGGAGGGAGCUUCCACCGGAGCUCCGAUCUUGUGAAGCACAAGUGGAUCCACACGGGAGAGAGGCCCUACAAGUGUUCCACGUGCGAGAAGUGCUUUCGCCAACGCUCGGCACUCCUUUACCAUGAGCGGACCCACACAGGGGAGAAACCGUAUACCUGUACUGCCUGCGGGAAGGGCUUCAGCUGCAAGGCCCAUCUUGUCCUUCAUAAGAGAACCCACACUGGGGAGAAACCCUACAAAUGCAACUUCUGUGGGAAAAGCUUCACCACCAGCUCUUACUUCGUGAAGCACCAGAGAAUGCAUCUGGGUCAAGAACCCUUGCCGAUGCUGUGAAAGAAGGGAAAUUUGCUGCCUUCAGACUUCUCCAAGCAGAAAUAGGCCAUCGGCAGGACCACGUGACUGAUCUCUGAUGGGACUGUACCACUUCAGUCUGUAGGUGGGAAGCUAACUAUGGGAAGGCUGUUUCCCUCCCCUCCUGAUUUAUUUAUUUUUAAGUCACAUGCACGCACAAGGAACGAGGAUGUCAGGAAGAAGGGGUUCCUGGCAGUCUAGUUUUCCGUGUGCAAGGACAUUUUGAUUUAGAGGACCACACAAUCAAAUGUCCAGUCCUCAGGCUGCAGCUGGAAAGAGUUGAAAGCCAGCUAAUGAUUGUGAGAAAAGGAAAUUACAUUUUUGAUUGGUCAGAAAACGGUGAAGAGCACCCAGCACUCAUCCUAUUUAUGCAUGGAAAAACUGUUCGGAGGAGUAAAGUUCUGUAAUUAAUUGUCCGAUUAAAGAAAGAAAAGAGAGGAGAAAAAGCACACACGGAAUCAGGCUGCCCGGCUUCCUAACAAUAAAGAAGAGAAAGACUAGAGAGAAAAACCUUCUCCAUUUCUUUAUGACAUGGGAAUCAAAGGAUUUUUGGCAACCAGGCUGGAGAGCCAUGGCCAGUUGGAGUAAACUAACCCUUCCCCACCUGCUGCCUCCCAAAUAUGUGAUACUACAACACCCAUCAUCCGGAGGAUGCACAAUCACCCUGUGGAAGUAGACAAUCCUGGGCCAGAUGGAAAAAUAGUUUAAGCUGGUAAUAAGCAGCUGCCUGUGUUUCUGACAACAUAAACUUGAACUACAGUAAUUUACAGGGCUGAAAUUAUAGCCGAAAUCCUGUUUUGCAUUUACACAAAUGCUAUAACUUUUAGACGCAAAUUGACAUACUGUAUUUUUCCAUGUAUAAGACACUACUUUUUCCUGAAAUCAUUACACUAAACA
Messenger RNA from Pogona vitticeps (central bearded dragon), 3279 nucleotides. RefSeq lists its product as uncharacterized. The record is from RefSeq and is a predicted model, not a curated record. Lineage: Eukaryota; Metazoa; Chordata; Lepidosauria; Squamata; Agamidae.